AUGGCUCAGGCUUCUUUUAUUUGCCUUCUCCUCAGUUUUUUCAUCAUAAUCCUUUCUAAUGCAGCUGAUAUAAACAUAGACUGUGGAUCAUCAAGCUCGCACGUUGAUGCUGACAACAGAACGUGGGUGGGAGACACGGAAUUUGUAACCACCGGUUUGACGUCCACAUUUAAACCAAUAGUCACAACCGCUGAAUCUCUAACCACGCUCCGGUAUUUUCCUACGGGGGAGACAAACUGUUACUCCAACAUUCCGGUCGAUAAAGGUAGGAAAGUAUUAGUUCGGACGAGAUUCAACUAUGGGAACUACGACGGAGAGAACAAGGCUCCCAAGUUUGAUGUCCUGUACGAUGGGAAGCAUCGAGAUUCGGUCGUCACGGUGACGUCGAUCAGCGGUACACGAUCAGAGGCUAUAUUUGUUCCUGAGAGCGGGAAUACUAGUGUAUGCUUUUUCCGUAUGUUUUUGAACGAAAACCCUUUUGUGUCUACCAUUGAAGUACGGAGGCUGGACGACUCCAUGUACACCGAUCUUGGUGCUAAGGAAGGUUUCAUCCUCCAGCAACGAACCGCCUACGGUAGGGUACAGGAUUUAGUAAGGUCCCCGUUUGAUCCUUACGAUAGAAUUUGGGCGCCAACACCACUUUCGACCGUAACUCUAACAAGUGCUGCCACUUCUAUCAACACUUCAGGGGCUGACAAUCGACCACCUGAGAUUGUCCUUCGGACCGCUUGGUCUCGGGAGGACAUGGCUUUCUAUGAUAUAAAACUACCUUUUUCGGGAGUAACAUUUUACAUUGUCCUUUACUUCUCGGAACCACUGACCCUUGCUUCCGACCAAAAGCGGACUUUCUACGUUAACUACGAUAACAAACAAGUGGGUCCAGGUGUAAUUGCGCCACCUUUCGGGGCAGUGACUCAAGCUUCUCUGAGGGCUGUCGUGACGACAAGUCUUCCCUAUCUAACAUUUAAAGCUAAACCAGACUCGACUUUGGACCCACUCAUCAAUGCUCUCGAGCUUUAUGUUAUUAGCAAUAGUGCUGGAAACGGGACAAAUUCAACUAGCAGCGGCAGUGGAGGUAGUCCUAGCACUGGUGGUGGUGGCGGCGGCAGUCAUAGCACUGGCGAUGGUGGUGGAAGCCCUACCACUGGCGGUGGUGGGGAAAGCCCUAGCACUGGCGGUGAUGGUGGCAGCUCAGGCUCCGGUGGUGGUGGAGGCAAAUCCGGUACUUGUUCUUUUCAUAAUCGUAUAUGCUAUACUAAUACGGUACACACCAGAAAAAAAUACGAAUCUGUAAAACUUAUUAAUUGAUUACAAUUAUCAAAAAAUUUCAUUUAGUAAAUGAGAUAUUCACGUAAAGAAAAAAAUUUAAUAUAGACGGGAAAAACAAUUGUCACGUAAAUAAGUAUGUUAACUGAAAUAAAUAAUGAUUUCAACACAUGAGAUUCAAAUCAUUUUUUAUUGGAACAAUAGUGCUGGUUCAAGUCUAAUUUGUGAUAAAUGUAUGUGAAGAUUCUUCAGGGGAGAAAAGCGGCAACUUAGUUGUGUCUCUUAGUAUUUCAAUUCCGUCGUUAGCUGUUCUUGGAACUGGUGGUUGGUUCGCAUAUAAAUUUUUCUUCAAAGCCAAGCGCAGUCCCGAAUCAGAAAGUAUAUAGCACCCUCUCUUUUUUUUUUCUUUAGUACAAAUAAACUCAUUUACUCAAUAUUUUUUUUUUUCUGGAACACAAACUCAUUUACUCAAUAAUAUACAAUUUUUGAAUUAUAUACACUGGUUUAUAAUUUUUGUUGACAUAAAUCGACGUGCGUGAUGUUUUGUUGCAGGGCCACUUACCACCACCAUCAAUCAUCAUCAUUAUGGGAGUGAACAGACGGUCAUCGCACCGAAUGCAGACACCGUA
Brassica napus (rape) is the source of this 1895-nucleotide messenger RNA. RefSeq lists its product as uncharacterized. Bases 1 to 1308 code for a protein of 435 amino acids. The record is from RefSeq and is a predicted model, not a curated record. The transcript is spliced from 3 exons. Lineage: Eukaryota; Viridiplantae; Streptophyta; Magnoliopsida; Brassicales; Brassicaceae.